AUGGCGGAGAACGCAAACGUACAUACACCGACUGCAUCCAGUCCCAUCAAUCAGGUUCAUUCUACGCCGCCAAGAGUAGCACCACAUCGUGCAGGGAUACCUCCACCUACCUCUGCCACAACACGGUCACGACCCGUGUCUUCUUCCGCGUUGGUCGUUCCGCCGCCACCAGCGCCUGCUCCUUUCACCCGGCCUCCUUCAUCAACUGCAGCACCUACACCUCGCAUCAUCUCAGCUUCACGUUCAAUAUCUGCAUCUCACACUGCUCCGCCCUCUGCACGUCACACACCUUCUCCCGGCUCUGCUCCCGCUAUUCGAUCUUCUGCUGUCGCACGUUCUCAACCUCUGGCCUCACCUCCUCCAGCAAUUGCUAUCCUUUCAUCCCCUAGCAAUAUGCGCUCGUCGUCACCAGGAUACUCUCCACGCCGCCUCAUCCCUCGCUCAUUGUCGCCCCUACCUGAGACCGAAGUGGAUAUGCGCGCCACGCACGCAAGUGGCUCAACUCAACGGCCAAGCUCAACUCGCAAACCCUCCGCAUCUCAACAACCACCUGCGAACGAAGUCAUCUUGAUCUCCUCGGACGACGACGGACGCCGGUCGUCCUCGUCCUCUUCAUCAGAUGAAGAGGACGAACUUCCUUCUCCUCGCAAUGUAACCCUCACGCUGCGACGGAACUCUUUCUCUCCACGUUUCACCCCAUCACCGCCGCCAUCCCCUGAACCCGACCUGGGCAGUUUACCCACAGACGAGUUUGAGAUGAACGUGGAAGCCACAGUGUCAUUGCCCAACGACAAUAAGCGCGAUAAACCUCGUCGAAUACUCGUCGAUCGACCAAGUGGAAGUGUAUUCACGGUGAUGUAUCACGGUUUCGUCGAUCGCUAUGGUCGUGCCUCGCGUCGGCGUACAAACGUAUACGUGCCUCCGGUACCAGCCAAGGAACAUGCGGAGGACGCUUGUGCAAUCGAACUCCGCGACAGUAUGCAUAUACUCGUGGCUCAUAGCCAUCUGUCAGGCGGGAAGGAGCUCACUCUCGUCUCACGGUCCGGAGACGUUCACCACUUCAAGCGGAGGUUGAGACCAGGCGACAAGGCAGGCGCGAACGCAGUAUGCGCUCUACCGAACCCUCGGCGCUUUGUCGCGGCAGGUGCUGACCAUGCCAUCUACCAUUGGACAAUCACGGCCACGGCGCCGCCAUCAUCAGCACGUCUCGACUCAGAUUCGGAGGACGAGUUCAAGGCGGGUUUCAGCGCACAUGAACGCGUGUUGCCGUAUAAGCACACAAGCGCCGUACACGCCUUGCUCCCCCUGACCAACACGCUUCUCGCAUCUGGCGGUGCAGACUGCGCAGUGCGGAUCUUCGAUAUGGGCGCCCAGACUCUGGCGCACACGCUGAGUCCGAGCAAUGCCGUUCACAACCUUCAUUCGCUCGCAUCCACACAUCGUAAUAGCAUAUUGCUGGAAGUCUCGCAUAAGGAGCUUCAAUUCGAAGUACGCGAUACGCGACUUGACAAGACCUCACGUGUAUCGCGCUUCGGGUGGGACGCGGGCAAGACCAGCGGGAAGUACGUUCGUGGAGCGGUACGAGGCGAUGUAUUUGCGUGUGGAGAUCGUGAGGGCGUGGUACGGGUAUGGGAUUUACGCAAUACGCGCAAACCCAUUGAAAUAAAGAGUCUAUUCCGAGGCGCCAAGGUCGUGCAGGUUGCUUUCGAUGGCGGAAGGAUGUACGCUGUGUCUGAAGGGAACGAGCUUGCAUUCAUCAAUACCUUAUAG
Peniophora sp. CBMAI 1063 is the source of this 1770-nucleotide messenger RNA. Lineage: Eukaryota; Fungi; Basidiomycota; Agaricomycetes; Russulales; Peniophoraceae. The record is from the annotation of a GenBank genome assembly.